This is a messenger RNA of Pogona vitticeps (central bearded dragon), 936 nucleotides long. NCBI's taxonomy places the organism in Eukaryota, Metazoa, Chordata, Lepidosauria, Squamata, Agamidae. The record is from RefSeq and is a predicted model, not a curated record.
UAUCUUCUCAUGGAAAAUCGAACCACGCUGACAGAAUUUAUUUUUUUGGGACUUUCGAAUAAUCCACAAUUACAGAUUCUUCUCAUUCUUAUAUUCUUAACAAUAUAUGCCACAACAAUUUUUGGAAACUCUCUGAUCAUUUUUGUAGUCAAGACUGAAUUGACUCUUCACACCCCCAUGUUUUUCUUUCUUAGUCACCUUGCCCUCAUUGACAUUUGCUACUCUUCCACCAUUGUCCCAAAGAUGCUGGAAACAUUUGUGGCCAAAAAGAAAUCCAUUUCCCUGGUGGGAUGCAUCACACAGAUUUUCUUCUUUUCCCAUUUAUCUUGUACUGAUAUUUUUCUGCUUUCAGCAAUGGCAUAUGACAGAUACGUUGCUAUCUGUGAUCCGCUCCAUUAUUCAGUCAUUAUAACAAAGACAACAGUGUGCUGGCAACUGGUGGGUGGAUCCUGGCUAAUGGGCUUCCUGGAAGCAAUGCUCAAUGGAUUGCCUUUAGUAGGUUUGAACUUCUGUGGACACAAUGUGAUCAUCCACUACACCUGUGAACUUCCUGCAGUUCUGAGUUUGUCAUGUAGUGACACUUCCAUCAAUUAUAAGCUGAUACUUGCCUCUUGUUUUCUCUUUGGUUUUACCUCCUUCUUCUUAAUACUGGUUUCUUAUAUUUAUAUUAUUUCCUCCAUCCUCAAGAUUCAGUCCACAAAAGGCAGGAUCAAAGCCUUUUCCACCUGUAGUUCUCACCUUAUUGUUGUUUGCUUAUUUUAUCUUUCGGCUUUUUCUAGAUACUUGCAGCCACAUUCUAAAUCUUUCACAGACCUUGACAAAGUCAGCUCUGUCCAGUACUUAAUUUUAACUCCUAUGUUAAACCCAAUCAUAUAUAGUUUGAAAAACAGAGAAUUGAAAGUUAUUCUGUGGAAAAGGUUUGGAAUGUAUAAGUAA